AUGAGUGGUAACCGCACUACUACUGGAAAUAAUACAUCGACAUUUAGGGAUGGUACUGCUACUGAAGGUUUUAGUCAUUUCACCAUAGAUCCCUCUCACACUUAUUAUGUACAUCCCUCGGAUAACCCUGGAAGUCAACUGGUAUAUGUACCUUUCAAUGGUAGUGGUUUUGUAAUUUGGAGAAGUAGCAUACUGACCUGCUUGUCUGCUAAGAACAAAUUAGGGGUAAUUGAUAGCAAACUCACUAUUCCUACUCCUGACUCACCAUAUUUCCCUUAUUGGGAGAGAUGCAACGAUAUGGUGAAGUCCUGGAUUGUUAAUUCUGUUUCUAGAGAAAUAGCCACAAGUGUUGUGUGUUUCAAAACUGCCAAAGAAGUCUGGGAAGACAUAAAUCAGAGGUUUGGUAAUUCAAAUGGGUCUAGAUACAUCCAAAUUCAAAGAGAGAUUUCCUCAACUAUUCAAGGAUCCUCUGAUAUAUCUUCAUAUUUCACCAAACUAAGGAACCUAUGGGAUGAGCUGAACUGUGCCUAUGUUGGUCCAAGCACUAUAUUGAUGAUGAAUCCUCUCCCUUCUAUAAGUAAAGCCUAUUCAAUUCUACAACAAGAUGAAAGUCAAAGAGAAUCAACUCAGAAUUCUAGUUUCACCAGUGAUUCUACUGCUUUCUUCACAUCCAACUCUCACAACACCUUCAACAAAUUCAAUCCAAAAGUGAAUUUUGAUGCCAAAAGAGCCCCUGGAUCUAGUAAUGUGAGUUUUGAUCUUAAGAGAGGCUCUGGUCCCAACAAUGGUUCUGGUGGUUUGUUUUGUAAGUACUGCAAAAAGACAAACCACACCAUAGAGAAGUGUUAUAAACUGCAUGGAUAUCCACCUGAUUACAAAUUCACCAAGAAUAAGAAAGUGGCUUCUCUUGUACAAAGUGAAAAUCAGUUUCAGCCACCCUCUUUUCAGCCAUCCUCUAUGCCUCCACCACAGGGCACUACUACUGCAUCCUCUCCUUCACCUCAUGGUCUGUUCACUGCCUAUGCUGUUAAUUCUGCUAGUUCUUUUGGCCCUUCUCAGAAGAGGCCACUGGUUAUUGGUAAGGCUGCUGGCAGGUUGUACUAUCUUCACCCAGAUGAUGAAUUAUUUCCAUCUAGUUCUUCUGCAAUUACUUCUCACUGUGCAGCAGAACAUACUUCAUCCAAUUGCAUUCCAGUUGCUGCUCCUUCUACUGUUGUCAAUAAUUCUCAGUUUUCUGUUAUGUCUAAUGUCAUUACACGUGUUAGUAUUGAUAUUUCUACUCCCAGUCCCAAUGUUGUUUUACCUACCUGUAAUCAGUCCUGUACUAUAAAUAAGAUGGAUCUCAUUUGGCAUCAAAGAUUAGGUCAUGUCCCUUUUCAUAAAAUGAAAACUAUUACUUCUGUUGCUGCUGAAGUGUCUACAAAACAACCUUUUAUUUGUCAGAUUUGUCCUAUGGCUAGACAACAAAGACUACCUUUCCAGAAUAGCACCAUUCGUUCUACUGUUCCAUUUCAAUUAGUUCACAUAGACAUUUGGGGCCCCUACAAUACCACCACUUAA
This is a messenger RNA of Lycium ferocissimum, 1560 nucleotides long. RefSeq lists its product as uncharacterized. NCBI's taxonomy places the organism in Eukaryota, Viridiplantae, Streptophyta, Magnoliopsida, Solanales, Solanaceae. The transcript has 4 exons. The record is from RefSeq and is a predicted model, not a curated record. The coding region runs from base 1 to 1560 and encodes 519 amino acids.